Molecule: messenger RNA, 3572 nt
Organism: Coffea eugenioides
Lineage: Eukaryota; Viridiplantae; Streptophyta; Magnoliopsida; Gentianales; Rubiaceae
Product: zinc finger CCCH domain-containing protein 65
Exons: 6
Coding region: 1-2295 (764 amino acids)
Biological process (GO): negative regulation of DNA-templated transcription
Cellular component (GO): nucleus
Molecular function (GO): RNA binding; metal ion binding
Source: RefSeq, a predicted model, not a curated record
AUGGAUUUGGAGAUGUCAUUAGUCCAACAAAAGUCACCCUUCAAUGAGACUAAAGAAGUUCAUGGCUUUCAGGAUGGAGGGGCUGAUACACUGAAUGAAGUAGAUGGGUUAGAUCCUACAGAUAUAAAAGACCAAGGGAAGGAGACAGUCACGCAAGACAAUAAUGUUAACCUUGUGGACUCUUCCAUUGUUAAUAACCAGACUUGUGAAGUUCCUCAUGAAAAAGAUAUAUGCAACAUCGUGGACUUUCAUAGGGAAUUCAGUCCUAGAAGAGAGCUUAAUGUAUUUAAUGAACCAUUUAUUAAGGAGGUUCCUGAAACUGUGAGUUCAUCUGUUGACAUUGAUGGGAUUGCGGAUAUGUCAAUACCUGUUGAAAGCAAUGAUGCGAUGAACCCUACCAUGGAGGGGCAUUUGCCAAAAGGACUUGAGCAUGAAUUGCAUCUGAAACAGAAAGAAUUGGAGAAACUUGUAUCUACAUCUGGUAACUUGGACUUGUCCUUUGGUGCCAUUGAAGAUGAUGAGAUUGAAGAAGGGGAAAUUUCAGGGGAAAUUAGUGAGGAAAUGGAUUUAUUAUAUGAAGAUGCUGUAUCAUUGGAGGAGAAGAAGUCAGGUAAGGUGCAGAUUUCUGAACAUACUGAUAAAGAAGCAUUCACUCGUGAUGAUGGAGAUGCAAGACUGGGGGAUUGUGAUACGAGAAGUUCUAUGUUUUUGGACACAGUUGAUUCGGAAACAGAAGGUUUCAGAAAAGAGCAUACAAGUGCUGAAGUUUUUUCUCACAGCGAAGAAACUGCAACUAAAACUUUAGAUGGUUAUGAUGCUUCUCUGGAGAUUGGAUUGACUGCAGAGCAAGUUUUAGGAGUCAAUAAGACAGAUCAUCCAGCAAUUUCUCUAGAAAACUUAUCUCAGCAUGGACUAAUGCAUGAAGAUACAGCUGAAAAUAAAAGUUCUGUGGAUGCCAAAAUGAAAAAAGAAAGGAUUAAAAGAGCAGCAAAGAAUAGAGAGCUUGGUGUUAAAAGGUUGAAGCUACAACCACUGUCGAAACCCAAGACAGUGACAUAUUGCCGCCAUUAUCUCAAUGGCAGAUGUCAAGAGGGCGAGAAGUGCAAAUUUUCACAUGAUACAACGCCCUUGACAAAAUCUAAGCCAUGCUCCUACUUUGCACGACAUUCUUGCAUGAAAGGAGACAACUGCCCGUUUGAUCAUCAACUGUCCAAGUAUCCUUGCAACAAUAUUGUAACCAAUGGCUUUUGCAGCAGAGGUGCUGGUUGUUUGUUUUCGCAUGAGAUUUCCGCUAAGGAUGGUUCUCUGCCAACUUCAAAUGUUACGAAGCCUGAAUCCAAGUCUCCAACCCUGGUAAGCAAGACAAUUUCUAAGAAACAGGUGAAUAACCAAGGUGUCCCUCAUCAGCAUGCUGAUGCCAAGUUCUCCGUAAUGGCAAACAUUUCUGGUAAGAGUACAGAGAAGAAAGCGUCAGAGCAUCUGGAUAGACCUUCUGCUCAGACACCAAAAGGAAUCUGCUUCAUUUCGCAUGUGAGAUCGCCACCAGGUGAUACCAGUAAGCAUAAACAAGCUGUUCCACAUCUUAAAGGAGACAAUAGUGACAAAGUCAGCUAUAGCAUGACUAGGAACCUUGAAGACAGCAUUCAGAAGUCGAAUGACCUAGCCAAGGGUGCACCUUCAAAGAUGCCAAGGGGAAUAAACUUUCUGUUGUUUGGCAAACGUCCUUUGGAUGAGUCUCUUAAUAGGGAUUAUGGGGUCAGUGAAUCAUUGUUAGGGCAGGUAAGUAAAAGCAAGUUAGUUGACUCGCCUUUGAAAAGUGAAGUUCGCGUCAAAAUUGACAAUCAAGCUGCCCAAAGCAGUGCGGACUUAGAGUUAAAAGUGAAUAAAACAGCAAACAUAGUUUCACCUUCGUCCAUGCCUCAGGCCAUGAAGUUUCUUUCAUAUGGAAAAACUCCAGUAGACAAUCCUACGGCUAUUAGCCAACGUGACACGCUUCGCAGCAUUGUUAACGUGGGUCUGCCAUUGGUCCAACGGAAGGAAUAUGCACUUGAUGGACUCAAAUUCUUCCCUGCAAUGCCGCAAAGGUCAGCAUCUUCUUCCCAGCCAUUCGAUCAAUCAUUGGAUCAACCAAGCACUGGAGGAAUGUCAAGCUUUUCAAAGACAUCACUCCUGCUGAAUGCACCAACCUCGGUACAGAAAGCCCUCCGGUCAACCUUGGCAUUUGCAGCUAAGUUGGAUUCUGAAAUUAAGUUGAACCAGUCUCUCGAUACCCCGUCUGACAUCAACAAAAUAUGAUAGGUCAACGUUCAGAGGAUAAAUUGUUGGAAGCCUCUGAGACUCUGGACUUAAUGCUGAAUUGCAUCAGUCACUGAACAGUGAAUUGAGGACAACCAGUCAAAUGCAACUUCAAUUUAUGCAUAAUUCUCUGCACAGAUUACUGGUUUUUGCAGUUAUUCCUGCAGUAAAAAUGUUCAAUUGUUUCCAGAGAGCUGCUGCUCUAUUUAGUCUCCAAGGAUUUUGGCGGUUUGUAGCACUAAGCUGCAAGCUACUCAAAAUGAGAGCUGACCUCUCUCCUCUGUUGUGUUACUUGGUGAAACUACAGGUUGUUUGUUUCUUGAUAUGGCUGCUUGAUGAUGCUUUCUCAUAUUGCACAAACGAACAAUUUCCCAACCUGCAGGGCGAGCCAAUGCUGAGGUGCAAAUGAAGGCCAAAGACAACUGUGCUCAGCAGGUAGAUGGUAGGUAGAUAUCAGGGAUUUUAUAGACAAAGAAGCAUUUGCUAAUGGCCAAUGCACUCUUGCUGCAGCUUUGUUGAAUCAAGCCAGCUGAUGAAUCAAAUGUUUGAAGUCUUGGUAAAUGGUAGGAAACUAAGAGGACAAGCAGGUUUCGGGUGAAAGAUUGCAAAUAUCUCAAAGAAUUCCAUGAUGCGGGGGAAGAAUACUGAUAUUAAGAAGUUUGCCAUGAGUUAACGUGUUCUCUGCUUUUCCUUGGCCCCAAUGACGUCUCUAAUGGAUCAAUACGCGGCUCAACGUUUUGAGGUUCACCAGCCUAUUUGCACCUUUGAGGAUUAAUGGUACAUUAAGCUUGGCUGCUGAACCCAUAUGCAAUAUUGACCGUUAAAUGAUUUCACUAGAUGAUGUUUCAGACUUGAGGAUGAUACUCUGAUAGGAACUUUAUAUUAUACUCGCCUUGUAAAUUCGUAGCAGAAGAAGAUGCUUGCCUCUGCCAUUCCGGAUUCCCAUUUGGGCAAAGAGCAUUUUGACAUGGACAGACGAGAUACAUAUAUUUUAUUCUCCAAGAAAAGAGAGAUAUAUUUUAGAGUGAAUUUCCUUUUAGCCCCUUUGUGUGCAGCUUUGGCACUUGGUCCCAUAUUUGUUGCAGUCCUCCUUUUCUCUUUUUUUUUUUUUUCGAAAUGAUAGAAUUGUAUUGAUUUACUAAAAGUAUAUACAGUGCGAGCAAUGGCUCGAUACUUAUAUUUUACUAUUAGCACAGUAGAUUGGAAUUGACCCAUUCUACAUCUUGAUGAUUGCUCAAUGUUUGAGCACUAAAUUAAAUAACGACAACGCAUAUAUA